Syngnathoides biaculeatus (alligator pipefish) is the source of this 9093-nucleotide messenger RNA. RefSeq names its product A-kinase anchor protein 13 (gene akap13a). Gene Ontology annotation, cellular component: membrane; actin cytoskeleton. Bases 329 to 6721 code for a protein of 2130 amino acids. Gene Ontology annotation, molecular function: MAP kinase scaffold activity; guanyl-nucleotide exchange factor activity. The record is from RefSeq and is a predicted model, not a curated record. Gene Ontology annotation, biological process: adrenergic receptor signaling pathway; regulation of Rho protein signal transduction; positive regulation of canonical NF-kappaB signal transduction. NCBI's taxonomy places the organism in Eukaryota, Metazoa, Chordata, Actinopteri, Syngnathiformes, Syngnathidae. The transcript is spliced from 39 exons.
UCCGCUUUCGACCUCAGUCCGCCCCUCAGAGUUGUCCUGGGAGACGCUACAACUGUGCUGAGGGAGAAAAAAAAACUACAGUCGGGAUCGACUCAUUGCACUCUGUACACUUUUGAUUCUAUUCGUGCGUGUGUAUGUAUGUGCGGGCGGGACAACGCCGCCGCUCUCCAGUCGUUUUAAAGGACGUUCUUGACACUCUUGGGGGGAUUAUUAUGCGCCUAAAAAGAGCCUGAAACGUCGUCUUCUCUUCCAGACUCGAGAUGAAUGCCACCUGAAGGAGUUCCGCCCGCAGCUGCUGUCGCUACUUAAACUGUGAGUUGCCAGGGAAAUGAAACUUACUCCCCAGAAAGCUCCACUGUAUGGUUGCUGCACUAUCACAGUGCAACUCACUGAUGAAGAGCUUGCUAUGGACGAAGAGGGUGGUGCUGCCACAACCGCCAACUACUUCCUGCUCUUUGCAGGCAGCAUGCAGAGGCACCUGAGCAGCACUCUGAGGAUUACCCAUGACACCCUGCAGGCGGUGUGCCCUGCUCACGAGUGUUGCGAGGAGGUUUCAGUCACUCUGUUUGCCACCACUCGCUGUAACACAAAGGUCUCAGAAGAGCUGACGACAGUCUCAUCUCACAUUGCUCCUUUAGCGCAACAUCGCUUCACCUUCGUUCAAGACUUGGCUUUUGACAUGGCCCAGUUUUUGGUGAGCACGGUGGGUCGCACAGACGGCUUGGAUGGGGCGUUGGUCCUGGACGAGUGUCACAUCCCUCUGUUGGAGAGUGAGAGCCUGGACGAGAGAUUGGCCCUGGCUCUCCACCAUAUCACGCUUCCAUCAGGAUGGAACUUGCUAGGGAACCAAUUCUCUAACACUGAUCUGCACUCACGGGAGACCCUGCUGCAUUUCUCGGCCCGCCGAGGCUUGUUCCGCGUCACAAGUUUCUUGCUCCAGCAGCCGGGGGCAAGGGACGCGGCAAAACUGCUGAACAAGCAGGGUCACACUCCCGGUGCCAUUGCAGCACUCCGGGGUCAUGCCAGCCUCCAGCAGCUCCUCGCAAAGGCUGAGGCAGACGCCGAGCCAGACAGAGGGCCCGAGCACGUCCAGCCAGUACCGACAGAUGCUCGCGUGGUUUGCCGCCACCCUGGCUUCCACUGCCUGACACAAAGGGUCUACCCGGGCUCUGACCCGCCGAAGCUUGGUCAGAACGUGGCGCAGUUACUGCAUAUGACGUGUCAUCUCCACGCCAAGGGAGUGUCUGUGUUAGAGCUGCACUCUGAUUGUCUCCACACGGCUACCGAGUGCAUAGAGGGUGUCGGGCCGGAGACGACAAGCUGCCCACAAGCAAACACGCCGGAAAACCCACUUGUAAUCAGCUGUAGUUACACUUGCGGCCAGGAAGACUGGAGCGUGUCUUUAGUACACCCUAGGGAGCAUACCCUAAACCCUCCCGUGGAUUGGGUGUGUCUUGAUUUAAAGAGGGCAGAGGGAAGCAAACAAACUGACACUGCAGAGAACUUAAGUUUGUGUGAAAGUCAAGAAGUAGAGAGCACCCUACUUAUAGGAAGACUUCAACUGCCAGGGUGGGAUGAGGAGGAAACUCAUAGAGGAGAAGGACAGGAGGCCACAGAGAGAAAGGACUUAUCUGGAAAGGAAGUGAACGGAAUAUCUCAGAGCACAAAGGAGGAAGGUAGUGGAGGGUUAGUCAUGGGCCAGUCACUGUCUUCUGACACUCCAGUCCAGGAGUCUUACCAGAAUGGCAAAGCAUUGACUCAUACCCUGGAGCUUUGUGACGUACCCUCUUUAACCGAGGAGAAAGCCCAGAACGAGGCUUUAGUGCACAAAGACCUCCCACCUCUGGGUGGAAGUGAUGUAAGCCUAGAAUCGGAUGUUCCACCUCCAGGAGAGGGAGACCCUCUGCCAGAUGUAAACAGCCCAGAACAAAAUCAGGAAACAGCUAGUCGGGAGUAUAUGUCAGAGUGGCAACAAGACCCUUGUCAGCACACUGUUUGUCGGGAGACUUUUUCUGAGUUAAAUUUGAUGGAGGAUGCUGACAUUGCUGUACCAUCUGGAGAGGAAACACAAGAGAAAUCAGAGUGCUCACCGAAAGUCAUAUCCGACGUUGAUCCAGAUUCGGGCCUAACCCACGGCUUUUUGAGCGACGAUGACAUCAGUUUCCAGUCGGUCGGAAGUUGCACAAUAGACAUAUUCCACCCCGUCGAGGAAAGUAACCCCUUCGAAGAGCACCGGUCGACUGAGCAAUUCAUUGUGGAGGAACAAGAUGGUGUUACGCAAAACCAAAGCGACAUAUGUUUGCAGACAUCAGUGGAACCCACUGCCAUUUCGGAGGAAACUGCCACUGGUUUGGAGCCCAACUUCCAUUCGGAGGAGCUUCCUGAGGCACCCAAUGAGUCAGGUGCUUUGGAAGCAUCUGAGAGUGAUCUGUCUCUAGGCAGAGAUGCUUUAGCAGGGACGGUGGAAGAUGGAAAUCCCAAAGUCGACCUUGGUAAAGCGGUGAAGGUGAUCAUGUUGGAACACACCGGGACCACCUGUGCCACAGAAGAAACAGAUGAGACCAACUCUUCUAUGAUUCACCGCGACGGUGAAACGUCCUUCCAACAGCCACUCGACGUGCAACAAUCAGGGUCCUCUCGGUCAUCAACGUUGCCCAUAUUGUCGAGCAGGACAGUCAGCAGCAACACUUGUUUCUUGACAGCUCACAGAGACUCAGGCAGUGACAUUGAGAGCUUGCUGAGCGCCGAAGUGGGAUAUGACAGCAUCUUUAACAAGAAUGAUGAGCCAGUGACAGGGGGUGAUAGCACCAGUGAGGUCUCCAUCUCCUGCUCCUCCACGGACGACACAGCCAGUGUGGGCCCGUCCAGCUCCAGCCCUGAAGGUAGCCAGGGCCUGGGCAGCAGCAGCUGGAGCCCUGAGGAGAGUGUCCCCGCGCUGGACUCUGUCUCCACUACAGACAGAGGAGGAGGUGGAGGAGGAGGAGGUAUCUCUGGGGACGCUGAAGAGGAGGCCAAGGACAGAGUGGCGGAGGUGCCGCGUCGGUCCUCUCUAUUGCGCCGCAGCCUGCGAUCCCUUUCGCCUCUUCGCCGCCACAGCUGGGGACCUGGGAAGAACAACGGAGGAGGCCCAGCUAUGAAUCAGAGGAGCUACAGCCUGGAGGGCCUUAGUGGUGGCCAUGAAGAGGGACGACAUCUGCCCAGUCAAACCUCCCGCAUCCUGGAGACUUCGAGAAUGCUGCCGCACGACAUGGAUGAGCGCGGCUCACUUGUUUCACUCACGGAGGAGCAGGAGGAAACGGGGCCGCCGUGCUGCCUGCAAAAGCAGAAGUCGAGGCACUAUCGUCCCUUGAGGAAUAGCUGCCCCCCAAUGAUCCUGCCCCUCACCAAGUCCGUGUCCAUGCUCGCCAUUAGCCACAGAGACAUUGAUGGUACGAGAUCCUUCUCCAGCACAUCUGGAUCGCUCGCAUACAGCAUUUCGGAGGAGGAGCCCGGGCCACUGCGGAGCGACGCCGAGGCUGGCAAGGGUGUCACCAAAGUCAGCCGCACCUUCAGCUACCUCAAGAACAAGAUGUACAAAAAGACGAGGGAAAAGGAGCGGGACAAAAAGGAAAAAGAGGCAAAGGAGAAAGAGAAGAAGUUGAUCAACGGGCAUCACUUCGCCACCAUGGGUUCUGGCCAGGUGCCACCUUUAUCUCACUGCUCCCAGUGCAAUAAAACCCUCAAUAAGGAGAUCUUUCAGUGCACAUACUGCAAUGCCUGUGUGCACAAGAGCUGCAGGGACGGCCUGGUCGUUUGCACUAAGGUGACGAUGAAGUUGCCCAGGCAGCAGUCUAGCACGGUCCUAGAUUCCAGCUCGUUCCCCAGCGUCACCAUGAGGAACAAAUCGUCUGGAAUGAGAGAACGUCCUUGGUCAGCCAUUUUGUCCCCGGAGGACCACUCAUACCUGGCGAUGCCACUGUCACGCCGCCACACCAGCCUCAUGCCUUUCCAUGGCACCAACCUGUCAAAAAGUCUUUCCAUUAGCAAUAUUGCUGGUCCUGUGUUUGACGAGAUCCCCAUCAAGGGCCUGCGCUAUCUUUCUCAGUCCACCGACUCGCUCAACAGGACCAAUCAGGUCACAGAGUCCAUGGAGUCACUCACUGACGAAGGUCAUUACACACCUUCGCAACCAUGGACAGAGAUGAUGGACAGCCAGCUGUUGGGCGAGUUUGAAGGGGAGGCUAAGGAGAUGGAGGCCGACUCAUGGAGUUUAGGCGUGGAGCAGCAGUACCUGCAGCAGCUGGACCGCAACCUGGUCAAAAGGCAGGACGUCAUUUAUGAGCUGAUGCAGACCGAGAUGCACCACAUCCGCACGCUGCGCAUUAUGUCAGAGGUUUACAGCAAGGGCCUGCAGAAGGAGUUGCAGCUGGAACCGCAGACCCUGGAGCGGCUCUUCCCUGCCUUGGAUGAGCUUCUGGAGCUCCACACACAACUUCUCCUGCGUUUGCUGGAGAGGAAGCGUGAGUGCCAACAAGAGGACGGGCACUCAGAGCAGGGUAUCAUUGUCCACCGGAUAGGGGAUAUCCUCCUCAGCCAGUUCUCGGGAUGUAACAGUGAGAGCAUGAAGAGGAUCUACGGGAGAUUCUGUAGUCGCCACAAUGAUGCUGUAAAUCUGUACAAGGAUCAUCUGACCAAAGACAAGCGCUUCAAGGCCUACAUCAAAAAAAAGAUGAGCAGCAGCAUUGUUCGGCGUCUCGGCAUCCCAGAAUGUAUCCUGCUGGUAACCCAGAGGAUAACAAAGUACCCAGUGCUGAUUCAGAGGAUCCUGCAGCACACCACAGAGAGCGAUGGCGACCACGAAGACCUGUCUGAGGCGCUGCGCCUAGUAAAGGAGGUGAUCGCCAGCGUGGAUGGCCGUGUGAAUGAGCACGACAAACGGCGGCGCCUCAAGGACUUCCAUAGCCGCACUGACACCAAGUCCAUCAUGAUGAUGAAGAGUGGCCAGAUCUUUGCCCGGGAAGACCUGCUGCGACGACGCCUGGUCCACGACGGCUGUUUGCAGCUCAAGAGCCACCAGGGACGCCUCAAAGACGUCCAUGCACUGCUUCUGUCAGAUGUCCUGGUAUUCCUCCAAGAGAAGGACCAGAAAUAUGUCUUCGCCAUGCUGGACCAGCGCUCAACUGUCAUCUCGCUGCAGAAGCUGAUUGUGCGUGAGGUAGCCAACGAGGAGCGGGGCCUUUUUCUAAUCACAGCAGGCAUCGAGAAGCCAGAAAUGAUGGAGGUCCUGGCAUCCUCCAAAGAGGAGCGCAACACCUGGAUGGAGCUUAUUCAGGACACUAUGCAGUCCAUGGAACGGGACGAUGACGAGGGCAUUCCCAGCGAGACAGAAGACGACAAGCGACAACUGGAGAUCAAAGCCAAAGAGAUGAGAGACCGGCUGAAGCAGAAGGAUGCUGAGAUCGUAUCCCUUCUGGAGGAGAAGGCUCGGCUCUUCCGGGACAUGUGUGAGGGCUCUGGUCCUGUUGAGGAGGCCUGCCAGCAGACUGAACACUUCUUCAGGUCACCUGGCGGGCCCGAGCCCCCCAAAGGGGCGUGCAUCAUGAAGGAUGCCCUGCAAGAAGUGGAGACGCUGCAGUCACUGGUGAACAGCAGCCUGGGCGGUGCCAUGGCUGGUGUCCAUGAUGGUGGAGGAGGAGUGCCCAGCCCGGGGUGCCUGCCCCGACGGGCCGAGACCUUUGGUGGCUUUGACAGUCAUCAGAUGCACCUCAGUAAGAGUGGAGACGAGAGUGAGGACGCCACCAGAGACCUACGGAGGACUGAGUCCGACAGCGUUCUAAAGAAGCAGGGAGGAAACGCCAACCUGCUGCAACUGCUCAAGAGGAACAGUGAGCAGGUGCUGCACAGUGUCUCCAAUCUGCAUUUCCUGCUCAGCACACUGCAGGCAGUGGUGGUCCAGCAGGAUAGCUUCAUAGAGGAUCAGCGUCAGGUCCUAAGUGAGCGUUCACCAUCUGCAUGCUCGUCAUCACGGCCCUCCUCUCGGCCCAGCUCACUGAUUGAGCAAGAGAAGCAGCGCAGCCUGGAAAAACAGCGGCAGGAGCUGGCGUCACUGCACAGGCAGCAAGCGGCGCACGCCGAUGAGCGGCGCCGCCGUGAGAAGGAGUGGGAGCUCAGGGAGCGCCUCCUCAGUGACAAGGAGGCGCUGCUGAACAUGCAGGAAGAGGAUCUGUCCAAGCAGCAGCGGGUGCUGGAGGACGAGAGGCGGGAGCUGGCUAUUCGGAAGGAGGACUACCAGAGAGACCUGGAGAGGUUGAGAGAAGCCCAGAGGAAGCUGGACAAGGACAGGGAUGCCCUCCACAGACAGCUUGACAAGAUGGACGAGCUGCGACGCGCUGAGAGGACUCCCUCCACCGCCUCAGAAGAGUCCCAGUUAGCAGGCAGCUGCCAGUCUCUGGAUCUGGACCCCGUAGAUGUAUCGUCGUCCUCCUCCUCCUCUUCAUCGUCACAGCGCUGCAAAGCCAAGACUCGCAGUCUCAACCCGUUCACAUCCUCUUCAUCAUCGUCAUCUGCGAGCCUCCUAAAGGGGGGCGAGGCCAACAAGCAGCUUUCCAAGAGCUUGCUCCAGUUAGCCAAGCAUCGCGGCAAGGAAGGCAAAGACAAGCGUAAGAAGAAGGUGAAAGGACAGGCCCCAGACACCCAGCACCUUCCCGAGACUCCUCUGGAUGGAGAGAUUUUCUUCUGCUAACUCUCUUCCUCAUCCUCACUCAACAACGAGACUUUCUAGUUAACCUGUAGCAACGCAGGAAGUGCUUUCGUUCUUCCAGUAGUUCCAAACUUGCAGCAUUUAAGCAAAGAUUCACAAAAUGGCCACCAGUGACUUUGACACUGACUUUUCAAAUCAUCCCUCAUAUUCCGUAAGCACACUCACACAGUCUUGGUGGGUCUCGGCAAACAGACGGGUACGUCAACAAGCUCCAUAUGGCAGCGCAGCCUGAGAAGAGAAUGGAAGCUGCAAGUGCAGUGGGAACCUUUCCAAUAUGAAAUAAAGCAGACUGUUUGUUUUAUAGUCCAAACAACUCUACUUCCGUUUGCUUCGGAAAAUCUGAUGCAAGUUAUCGUACAUCAGUUGAACUGUGGAGAAAGUUUUCACUGUUGACCGUUAGAAUUCAUCACAUCAGUGUUCAUCACUUAUCCGAAAAGUGAUCGUUUUCAACAUAAUCAUCCGCGCUGCUAAUCACUUUGCAUGCCAUUUUGGUUUUCUUUUCAGAAACCAAUUGAGGUUGUAACAUCUCGUUUGUUUAAGUGACAACUGAGUCAAUAAAAGAUGACAAGGACAUACAGCAAAAUUGCAGUUAAAAAACAUAACAAUAUAACAUAUAACAAAAAUCUGAAGAUGUUGAGACGCUUUAUUUUAUUCGGGUUUCACGUUAUCUGACAAAAAGCAUCUGCAGUUCUGUCGAAUUUUGUUCGGUGGAGGGCGUUAUACAAAAACAAAAAAUACCGAUAAAAAUGAAAUGAUGAAAAAUUCCACGAUACACAUUUUGUUGUCUGACAAAAAGCUUGUUCUGUAAAUGUUUUCUUUCUUACAAAUCACAAAAUUCAGCAUUUGGAGGGAAAGCUCAAAGACAAAUUUUGGAACAUUAUGAAAAAACUAUGAUUACAUUGUUUUUUUUAUGUCAAAUUUUUUUAAAAAGCUGCAAUGUCAGAGGCACCAGUUUUAUUUGUGUUCUAUGUUGUUUUCUGUUAAAAAAAAAAAAACAUUUAGCAAAUCACGAAGUUCGGAGAUACACCUUUUAUUCCUGUUGUGCAUCUUUGUGGGACAAUAAAGCAACUACAGUACUCCAAAAUUUGGAUUUCUUUUCAUGCAAAAAAAAAUCUUUUUGAUAAAACUCUAAAAAUCCAAAAAUUCCAAUAUCUUUAAAAAAAAAAAUUAAAGCAUGUUCUAAUUUGGCAAUUAAAACCAUGUCACUAACACCUGUGAGCAUAAAUGUGUGUUAUUUGCAUAAAGACCACCAAAUUUAGUCACUUAUUAUUCUGUCUUCUCCAAAAAAAAAUCACACUUUCUUAAUAAAUCCCAUGACAGUGCUAACAUGCUUUGAAUUUCAAGGCUGUUUUCUUUGCAUUGAAUGUGCCAAAAGCAAAUCAAAUUAAAUGUUGUAUAUAGAAAACUAUUCUUCCCAUUAAAAAAAAAAUCGCAAAAUUCAUACAUGCAAGCUGCCUCUGCGCUGCUAACCAAUUUAUAAUUUGAUUAGCGUCAAAAGUCCAGUGAAAAGCUUGUACUGCCAAGUUUUGUGGAUUUUUUUAUACUAAAGACUUGUUUUUCCAAAGAAAAAAAGCACAUUUCCAACCACAUGUGCAUACUUUUCCUUUCCCGUCAAAAAAAAAAAAAAUCUAAAAAUCCCAUUUGGUGAUCCAUCGGCGGAUGCAACAUACCGGGUUUUACUUUUGUUUUUAGUUGCUUUAUUGGCUUCCUGUAGGACCGUUGAAAACAGGAAUUUGGAGUACGUCAUGGGUAAUAUUUUUUUCUGACUGUAAUGGAACAUUCCGGGGCACCAAGGGGGACAUACUGUGUGCUAUGACAUAUUGUUUAUGGCCUAAUCAUUCAAACUUAAUGUGUAAGUAACGAGUAGUCGGUAGCAGCAGCUUUAUUGUGGAAGGACAGCGAGCCUUCUACUUCCUCUAAAGGACAAUCAGUCAAUUGAGACCUCGCAGCCUUUUUUUGUUUGUUUGUAACAAAGUCAAAUGCACUAAAAGAUAGAAGAGCUUGCUUGUUUCAGUCUAUGUGAAGUAAAAAAGUAAACGAAUACAAAUGUACAUAUGAUUUAUGUAUAAAACAAAUCAGAUGUAAAAAAGGAAUGUUGGUUUUGUGAUUAUUACAAUAUUUUCUAAGGAUGUUUUAUUUAUCUUUUAUGUCCCUGUUUCGGGACAGUAAAUGAUGUAAAGUGAUGUCUCUCACCUAAUAAAAAAAUGUUUUUGCUUUUGGUUGAAAUUUUAGAUUUCCCAGUUUUCUAGAACCCAGCAUGUCUUGUCUGCGCCAAAUUUUGCCAACAUUGCAAAGUUCCAUAAUGUUAUUUUCAUUGAAUUAUUUUUCAUCUUACCAUUAAAAAUUAUUUUACU